Apiotrichum porosum is the source of this 1821-nucleotide messenger RNA. RefSeq lists its product as uncharacterized. Gene Ontology annotation, cellular component: U4/U6 x U5 tri-snRNP complex. The transcript has 2 exons. Gene Ontology annotation, biological process: mRNA splicing, via spliceosome. The record is from RefSeq and is a predicted model, not a curated record. Bases 1 to 1821 code for a protein of 606 amino acids. NCBI's taxonomy places the organism in Eukaryota, Fungi, Basidiomycota, Tremellomycetes, Trichosporonales, Trichosporonaceae.
AUGUCCGGCCGUCGUCCCGCAGACGGCCCGCCCGCAGGGCAGCCGCCAGCAAAGAAGCCGGCGCUCGACCUGGCCGCCAUCCGUGCCCAGAUCGCAGCCAAAAAGGCCGAGGUCGAGGCGCGCUUGAACGCCCAGAAGAGCGGCUCAGCGAGUGGCUCGGCGUCGCCUGCGCCGCCGGCCCCCUCGGCAUCGACGUCCUUUGCUGCGCCGGGACCGGCCGCGCUCCCUCCCAAGCCGACGGUCGACCCCGAGAUUGCCGCGAGGAUUGCGGCCGCCAAGGCGCGCAUCGACGCGCUCAAGAACAAGCAGGCCAACCCAUACCUGUCUGGCGCGGGCGCGCUUGCGUCGAGCAGCGCGGCGGCGGCCAAGCCCAAGCCUGCCUCGUCGAGCGGCGGUGUGAGCUCGGUCGCGCUGCACCCGCUCCUCAUGGGUGAUACCGGCAACGGAGCCGGCGGCGGCGGCAAGGAGAAGAACGAGAAGCAGGCCAUGCGCGACAGGUACAAGACGAUGGCGCCCAAGUUUUCGACUGUGCGUGCCAACGCUGCUGCUGCCGAGGAGGCCCAAAAGGUCGCGGCCAACGCACCGGUUCCCGUCACUGCGGUCGUGUCGAACCCGUACGCGUCGACCAGCGCGGCCGCAAGCGGCGCUCCCGACGACGAGGCUGGUCCGUCGGCCCGCCAGCGCAAGUCGCGCAAGAUGCAGUUCUCCACGCCUGGCAGGUACAUCAAGCAGGGCGACCAGCUGCGUAACGAGAUCAAGCUCGAGGAGCUCAAGCAGCGUAUCGAGGCACAGUCGCGUAAAGCCGGUCUCGACUCUGAGUUUGACGUGCUCCAACGUUCACUCAAGCGCGCGCAGCCCCCCGUCGUCGAGUGGUGGGACGAGGGUAUCCUCCCCACCGGCACUACGUACGACAACAUUGUCGAGGCCGACACCUACUUCCGCACCUCUGGCGAGUCGCUCAUCACCCACCUUGUCCAGCACCCCAUCCCCAUCCCUGCGCCCUCGGACCGCAAGACGACCGAGCGCUCGCUCAUGCUCACGAAGAAGGAGCAGAAGAAGAUGCGCAGGCAGCGCCGUCUUGCCGAGCUCGAGGACAAGCGCGAUAGGCAAAAGAUGGGUCUGAUCCCCCCAGACCCGCCAAAGGUGCGCCUUGCCAACCUCAUGAAGGUCCUCACGUCGGACGCGGUGCAAGACCCGACCAAGGUCGAAGCAAAGGUCCGCCGCGAGGUGGUGAUGCGACAGUUGCGGCACGAAAAGGACAACGAGCAGCGCAAGCUCACGCCCGAGCAAGUGGUCGAGAAGGAGUACCAGAAAAACAUGCAGCACGAGAGCAAGGGCUUGUUCGCCACCGUGUACAUUGUAAAGUACCUCACCAACGGUCGCCACAUCUUCAAGGUGCGCGAGACCGCCAAGCACGACCUCCUGUCAGGCCUGUGCAUCUUUGCGCCCAACUUUGCCGUCAUUGUUGUCGAGGGUGUCGCCAAGAAGAUCAAGCACUACCGCCAGCUCAUGACGAACCGUAUCGACUGGACCGAGGAGGCGCGCCCGCACGGAAACGACGGCGACAGGAGCGACUCGGAAGAGUCGGGAGACGAGGACGCCGAGAAGAAGAAGAAGAAGGACGGAGAGGAGGAGGGUCCCGACAUGAGCGAGAACAAGUGCGAGGUCAUGUGGGAAGGCGAGAUUCCCGAGCGCAUGUUCAAGAUUUUCCGCGCGCGUCAUGUCGAGUCGGACCGCCUGGGCAAGGACUUCCUCACGCCAAAGUAUGAGGGCAUGUGGGAUCUGGCGAAGCGGUGGACGUGGCAGGGCGAGGACCUGUAG